GAGGUGAGAGGGUGACGCCUCCUCCUCCCCAGCCUUCCCCCAUGGUGGGGUUUGGGGCCAACCGGAGGGGUGGCCGUCUCCCUUCAUUCCUUUUUGUGGCUCUGCUGCUCGUCAUCGCUUUCCUGGCCUUCAACUACUGGAGCACUUCAUCUCGCCAUGCUGUUCUGCAGGAGGAAGUGGCCGAGCUGCAGGGCCAGGCCAAGCGGAGCGAUGUUGCCCGCGGGCGCCUGGAGAAGAGGAACUCCGAGCUCCUGCUGCAGGUGGAGUCGCACAAGAAACAGCUGGAGCAAAAGGAGGUGGACCACAGCCACCUGAGCGGCCAGCUGCAAGCCAAGGAUGGGCAGAUCAGGAAGUGCGAGGAAAGCAAGGUCAAGCUUCAGAAUAACAUAUCCUACCAAAUGGCGGACAUACAUCGCUUGAAGGAACAACUUGCGGAGCUACGACAGGAAUUCAUCCGUCAAGAAGACCAGCUUCAUGAAUACAAGAGCAACAAUACACAGCUUCUUAAAAGGCUGGAGUAUGAAAGUUUUCAGUGUGGGCAGCAGAUCAAAGAACUGAGGCUGCAGCAUGAAGAAAAUCUGAAAAAAUUAGAGGACCAUGUUUUACAAGAGCAAAAGAGGAGCCCGUCCAGCAAAUACAUGGAGGCAGAUCUGAACAGUAACGCUGCAGUAUUGAAGACAACGCAAGAGCUGGGUGAAAGGAAUGUCAUGAAGAGUGAAGAGCCUUCCGUAAACAAUAUCUCAGAUGGCAAAGAGAAAAUUAAGCCAGGAGAUGACGCGGGCAUGCCUGGGAUAGAAGAGAAUGACCCUGCUAAAGCGGAAGACAACCUCACUGCUUUGAAGAAGCCACUUGUUUCAACUUUUCAAAAGGAGCGACGGCAGGUCAAUGUGAAUCUUCCCACAGAACAACCUCACGCUUCUAACCUGGCUCAAGAUGCAGGAGCCCACCACGACGGAAAUGCUGAUGCCGUGGUAAAGCAGAUUCCACCAAACCCUCUUCACCACCUCUCGCCCGAUCAUGUCGUAGACAGUCAGAAAGCUGACAAAGAGGUCGUAAGGCAAGCUUCAAAGGACAGAGUCAGUGACUUCCAGAGGAUGAAGCAAAGCCGGUUCUUUGAUGAGAACGAGUCCCCCGCGGAUCCGCAGCAUGGGUCUAAACUGGCGGAUUAUAACGGGGAUGAUGGGAACGUGGGUGAGUACGAGGCAGACAAGCAGGCUGAGCUGGCUUACAAUGAGGAAGAGGAUGGUGAUGGUGGUGAAGAAGACGUCCAAGACGAUGAAGAGAGAGACUUUCAAAUGGAUAUUGCUGACUAUGGAAAGCAACACUUCAAUGAUGUCCUUUAAAUCCCCGAAUGGCCUUCGGCUGAGGAAUCCUGCAACAGAAAGGAAUGGAAUUAAUUCUUCCUAAUAUUUACUGUAAAAGACACUGAAAAUAGUAGUGUCAAGCUGCCCAAAAACAUAUGACAUUAAGUGAUGGAACACAGCGGUAGAAUACUGUAUAUAUGUGCAUAGUUGUAUUUUUUUUUGCAAAUUGUAUUAUUAGAAAUGGUUUCUCCUUCUACAGCAAGCCAGUUAAUACUCCAGUACUAUGGAGAAUCAAGUGCCCCUUAAGCGAAUUGAAAUCAGUGAGCUGACAAAUGCCUCACCACAAAGGGUCAGGCUGAAGGACUGUAGCUUUACUUGUACCCCUUAAGAUAACAACUGACAUUACAAAACAGUUUAGGCUAACAUGUUUAUGAAAAAAAGCAACUUUGUAAACUGGAAAACUUGUACAGUUUGUAUCUGACACAUUAACAACUUCAUUGCAGAAAUAAGUGUACAGAUGGGAACACCUUUUGAUACAGCGAUGUAUUCAUCCAUACAAACCAGUCGUUUCAUUUCAUUUCUCUUGCUGUUGUGGUUUGUAUUUUACAUUACAUUUGAAAGUUGACUGAAGAUGUGUUCUAUGUGUUUCUAAAGAUUCUUUCCUGAGUAUAUCAAGAAAGAUCUAUGUGACAGUGAAACUUAGUACAUUAAUCCUAUGUAAGAUAAUAUAGUUAACCAUAGAUGAAUGACUAAAAUUAUCCAUAGGGAAUCUGGCAAUAGUAUAGAUAUUUUUUAUAGAAUAUGUGCCAGAGUUUAAAUCGGUUAAAGUGCAGCCAGUAUUUCCAGCACGCAAGAGCCCUUCACCUCUGCUUUGACAGCAGUGGUUUUAGUCCCAAGCAACAGACAAACCUGUCGCAGUGACUAAAACUCCAAUUUUAAUGUGUUAUAAAAAUGACCCCCCCCCCCCCCCCCCCGCUGUCAGGCAAUGAAUGCCUUGUUGCAUUUCCAGCAUUGUAGAAGGGAUUGCUCAUCACAUUGGGCAUGUUCUUGUGGUUUUGUGUUUUUUUUGUCUUCUGAGCGUAAGGGUGUGUGUGUGUGUGUGUGUCUGUUAGCAGAUGGUUUAAAGCACUUUCUGAAGUUUGCAGAAAUGGUUAUGUCCACUUAUGCUACACUCCCAAGUGUCAGGUUAUUAACCCUAACUAGUUAUCAACAAGGGCUACUGUGAAUAGAAUUUAUAGGUCCUACGACAGGGUUGAUUGUACUUCACUAUUUCUGUACUCAGGUUAAAGUUCACCUCAGUAAGGUAAGGUUCACUAGUGCUCUUUUAAUGGAGAACUUGCAUUAAAUGAAAAGGCAAAGUCAGUUUGUGUACAUAUGUAUGCGAGAGAGUGAUCAUUCUUACAGUUUUAUUUCCAUGACACAAAACUGUCUAUAUUUUGCACAAAAGUUAAAGGCUAAAUCUUUUUAGAGGUGUUAUUUCCUUAACACCUCUGUGACCAUCGGUCUUCAGUAUUGUAUUUUGUGAUUUUACUGUGAUACUUUUGCCCCAAAUUAGCUGUAACUCUUAAGAGGAAUCUACCAAUGAAAUUCAAAAAUGAAUAAGUUCUAAUAAAAUUUAAUAACACUUUA
Heteronotia binoei (common prickly gecko) is the source of this 2933-nucleotide messenger RNA. It is a transcript of the gene GOLM2, whose product is annotated as golgi membrane protein 2. The transcript is spliced from 10 exons. NCBI's taxonomy places the organism in Eukaryota, Metazoa, Chordata, Lepidosauria, Squamata, Gekkonidae. The record is from RefSeq and is a predicted model, not a curated record. Bases 42 to 1343 code for a protein of 433 amino acids.